Molecule: messenger RNA, 255 nt
Organism: Prunus armeniaca (apricot)
Lineage: Eukaryota; Viridiplantae; Streptophyta; Magnoliopsida; Rosales; Rosaceae
Source: the annotation of a GenBank genome assembly
AUGCGCCUAUGUAUGCAUGCUAAGGUUUGGAUAAGAGGAAUUGUGGUGAAAUUGUUGUCUUGUAAAAUUGUACAUCAAAUAAUGCCAAAGAUGCAUGGUCGGAGAAGCUUCCAGAAACAUUGCGGGCUAUACGGACAUCAUUUCGAACAUCCACAGGGAAAAAUCCCUUCUAGCUCGCAUUCGGUUCAGAAGCCGUUGUGCCAGUCCAAAUUGGCAAGGCCUCCUACCGAACGGCGAACUUUGCCCCCAAGCUAA